UUCAGCUAUCAGCACUGCAGGUAGGUAGGGAGCUAUUCUGUUCCUUCAAGAGAGAAGAUAGAGGCAAGCAUGCUCAGCCUUCCUGUGCUGCUACUGCUCUGGGCCGUGGGUGCCCACAGCUUCCCAGCAACUUCCUCAGAUACCCAAGAGCAAGAUGCGCAGCUGGUGCAGAAAUAUCUGGAAAGUUACUACGACCUAAAGAAUGACGUGACGAAAAUCCAAAAGCAGAAAAGCAGUAGCCCAGAGGUUGAAAAGCUAAAGCAAAUGCAGAAAUUUUUCGGGCUGAAGGUGACUGGGAAGCCAGAUGCUCAAACACUGAACGUGAUGAAGCAGCCCAGAUGUGGGGUGCCUGAUGUGGCCCCGUUUGAAAUUACCCCAGGGAACCCUCAUUGGGAAAAUACACACCUGACCUACAGGAUUGAAAAUUACACGCCUGAUUUGCCCAGAGCAGAGGUGGAUCAUGCCAUUGAAAAGGCCUUUCAACUCUGGAGUAACGCCUCACCCCUGACCUUCACUAAGGUUGAGCAGGGUCAAGCAGACAUUUUGUUCUCUUUUGUUUGGGGAGAUCAUCACGACAACAAUCCCUUUGAUGGACCUGAUGGAUAUCUUGCUCAUGCUUUUCAGCCAGGCCCAGGGAUUGGAGGGGAUAUUCAUUUUGAUGAAGAUGAAAGGUGGACCAACAAUAUCAAAAAAUAUAACUUGUUUCAUGUUGCUGCUCAUGAAUUGGGUCAUUCCCUUGGUCUCUCUCAUUCUUCUGAUAUCGGGGCUUUGAUGUAUCCCAGCUACGUCACCAGUGAAGACAUUCUGCUCGCUCAGGACGACAUCAAUGGCAUCCAGGCCUUGUAUGGACCAUCGAAUAAUCCCAUCCAGCCAACUGGCCCAAUAACCCCACAAGCAUGUGAUAGUACAUUGACCUUUGAUGCUGUAACUACAAUUCGUGGAGAGGUGAUGUUCUUCAAAGACAGAUUCUACUUGCGUAUAAAUCCCUUCUACCCAGAAGUGGAGCUCAAUUUCAUUUCUGUUUUCUGGCCAAACCUCCCAAGUGGACUUCAAGCUGCUUAUGAAGUGUCAGAAAGAGAUGAAAUACACUUUUUCAAAGGCAGCACAUACUGGACUGCACAGGGGCAAAAUGUGCUACAAGGAUACCCCAAGGACAUCUACAGAUCCUUUGGCUUCCCAAGAACUGUGAAGCAUAUCGAUGCUGCUGUUUCUGAGGAAGAAAGUGGGAAAACAUACUUCUUUGUUGCUAACAAGUACUGGAGGUAUGAUGAAUACAAACGAUCCAUGGAUGCAGGUUAUCCCAAAAUGAUAGCACAUGAUUUCCCUGGAAUUGGCAACAAAGUUGAUGCUGUUUUUCAAAAGAAUGGAUUUUUCUAUUUCUUUCAUGGAACAAGACAAUACGAAUUUGACCCCAAAUCUAAGAGAAUCGUGACCCCCCUGAGAGCAAAUAGUUGGUUCAACUGCUAAAAGAUCAACUCUUACAAAGCACACAGAAAUGUAUAUUCACAGAAAGCAUUUUCCUGAAGAGCCACACAUUUAAAUAAAAUACAGGGCUAUUAGGUAUAUUCUUAUUCCUCAUUCUGCAUGUAAAUUUAAAAUAUAAUGUGUCAUGUAUUAUUAUAAUUUAUUUCACAAAUGAUGGAUAAGGAAAUUCAUGAGUUUAGCUACCAGAUGUGAUGGGUUACAGACAUCCAUUUAAGUCAGUUUUGCAAAGACAGAAGCUCUAAGGUGUAAGUCUUAAGAGUGGCCGUGCAGAGUGGUCUCAACAAUAAACAUUUCCUCUUAAACAGCUACAAUUUCUCUUGAAGAAAACAAAUAUGUUUUGUGUUUGUAAUAAAGCCAUCCUUGUCUCUCAUAUUUUAUAAAAUUUCGUUGUUA
Messenger RNA from Erinaceus europaeus (western European hedgehog), 1878 nucleotides. RefSeq names its product interstitial collagenase-like. Gene Ontology annotation, biological process: collagen catabolic process; proteolysis; extracellular matrix organization. Gene Ontology annotation, molecular function: zinc ion binding; metalloendopeptidase activity. The transcript has 10 exons. Bases 70 to 1467 code for a protein of 465 amino acids. The record is from RefSeq and is a predicted model, not a curated record. Gene Ontology annotation, cellular component: extracellular matrix. NCBI's taxonomy places the organism in Eukaryota, Metazoa, Chordata, Mammalia, Eulipotyphla, Erinaceidae.